Messenger RNA from Schistosoma margrebowiei, 297 nucleotides. NCBI's taxonomy places the organism in Eukaryota, Metazoa, Platyhelminthes, Trematoda, Strigeidida, Schistosomatidae. The record is from the annotation of a GenBank genome assembly.
AUGGAAAUAAAACCAUAUGAUACGAUAGAACUAUUACAUUCAUCAUCAUCAUCAUCAUCAUCAUCAUCAUCAUCAUCAUCAUCAUCAUCAUCAUCAUCAUCAUCAUCAUCAUCAUCAUCAUCAUCAUCAUCAUCAUCAUCAUCAUCAUCAUCAUCAUCAUCAUCAUCAUCAUCAUCAUCAUCAUCAUCAUCAUCAUCAUCAUCAUCAUCAUCAUCAUCAUCAUCAUCAUCAUCAUCAUCAUCAUCAUCGACCUUUUGUAACCGAAUAGAUGAAAUUCAGCCUGGAAUUAUUUGCUGA